Messenger RNA from Musca vetustissima, 658 nucleotides. It is a transcript of the gene mRpS23, whose product is annotated as small ribosomal subunit protein mS23. Gene Ontology annotation, molecular function: structural constituent of ribosome. The transcript has 4 exons. Gene Ontology annotation, cellular component: mitochondrion; ribosome. NCBI's taxonomy places the organism in Eukaryota, Metazoa, Arthropoda, Insecta, Diptera, Muscidae. The record is from RefSeq and is a predicted model, not a curated record. The coding region runs from base 59 to 658 and encodes 199 amino acids. Gene Ontology annotation, biological process: translation.
AAAUUAAGGUUAUUUCGUAAUAUUUGUAAGGAAAUUUAACAAAUAAAUUCGUAUUAACAUGGCCCAAAGUAGAUUAGAGAAAAUUGGAACCAUAUUCACCAGAGUUUCUGGUUUACUGCGCUCUGGUGCCAUGAAACCCGAAGACAAGCCGCUAUGGUAUGAUGUAUAUGCAGCCUUCCCACCCAAAUUGGAACCAAGAUUCGAUCGCCCGGCACCACAAAUACCAAUUCGCAAUAUAUUUUAUGAAGAAGAUCAAGUGAGGGCUAAAUUCCACAAGUCCCAAAAGCAAGCCGAAAUGGUCAGUAUGUUCGAUCGCCAGCGUAAAACCCAAUCACAGCAAUUUAUACAAAUCUAUCAAGGCUUGAAAUCACAAGGUGCCUUGGAUGAGGAGAAAAUAUUUGAAACCGCUCUGGAUCUAUUGCAAGAACAAAGGGCUCAAAUGAGACAAGAUGCUCAGCAAGCCAAGGAUAUGGAUCUAGGUCUUGAAGAAGACAGCAAACAGACCUUAAGUGAAUCAUUCACUCAGGCCAAGGCUGAUGCUGGGGAAACAAAAACAAGCACCGCCACCACCUCUGCAAGUGGCACCACAAAUCCAGAUAGCAAAAGCGAUUCGAAAAAUAAAAUUGCCGGGCAAAAUAAAAAUAAUAAAAAUUGUUAG